This is a messenger RNA of Schizophyllum commune H4-8, 942 nucleotides long. RefSeq names its product NAD(P)-binding protein. The coding region runs from base 1 to 771 and encodes 256 amino acids. The transcript is spliced from 2 exons. The record is from RefSeq and is a predicted model, not a curated record. Gene Ontology annotation, molecular function: oxidoreductase activity. NCBI's taxonomy places the organism in Eukaryota, Fungi, Basidiomycota, Agaricomycetes, Agaricales, Schizophyllaceae.
AUGGCCAACCUCACCCUCUCAGGCAAAGUAGCCAUUGUCACUGGCGCUUCCAGAGGUUUGGGCGAGGGCAUCGCCUACGAGCUCGCAAAGCGAGGCGCUAAGGUUAUGAUCACCUUCACCUCUACCUCUAGCCAGGCUCGCGCCGACACCCUCGUCGCGCGCAUCGCAUCCCUCAACAACGGGUCCGCCGCCGCCUCCGUCCGCGCCGACCUUCGCUUGCCCGAGUCCCCCGCCAUCAUCCUCGACGCGACUCUCGCCGCCUUCUCUACCUCUACGAUCGACAUCCUCGUGAACAACGCCGGCGUCGAGCAGCACCGACCCCUCACAGACGUCACCCCCGAGGACUUCGCCGCCGUCUUCGACGUCAACGUCCGCGGCGCGCUGCUCAUGACGCGCGCCGUCCUUCCGCACCUCCGCGCUCCGGGCCGCAUCAUCAACGUGUCCUCCCUCGGGGCGCGCAGAGGCUGGGCGGGGUACACCGUGUACUGCGCGAGCAAGGCCGCGCUCGAGGGCUUCACACGCGCGCUGGCAGUCGAGAUCGGGGCGGCGGGGCACUCUGUGAAUGCGGUGGCGCCGGGGCCGACGGAGAGCGAUAUGCUGGACACGCUGUCAGAGGAGGUCAUCGAGGCGCAAAAGCAGCGCACGCCGAUGCAAAAUCGCAUCGGGACGGCAGACGACAUCGCCCAAGUUGUCGCCUGGCUCGCGGAGGAGGGCUCUCGAUGGGUGACGGGACAGACGAUAUCGGCGACUGGGGGCGCUGAGAUGAUCUAAGGGCAUGACCUCGCAAGAGACGGUAUAGAGACAUUGACUUGUAAUAUCUCCGCGUUGUUUCCACUAUAACCCCCUCGCUUGCUCAAGCCAUUUCUUUUUCGCGCACUUCGUUGUGGUUUCUCCAAUUGUUCACGGAUGCCAUCCGCUCGGAGGCCUUGAAAAUUCCGGCGG